AUGCAAAAGACCAGUCACGAAGCGAUAGUCUCCACAGCAAUGGAGAGCCGUCUUUCUUUUUACAAGAUCUUCCCAAACAACAAGCCCCAAGGAAUCCCGAUCAACCAAAGUACCAUCACCCACGACCUCAUCCCCCCGAUCCUCCCCCUGCUUCGCGAGGCCGACACGCUUGAAACAAUCGCUUGUAAAUACGAGACCUUCGCCGCAGUUGUCGAAGCCGGUAGCAGCAUUGCGGUCCGCACCGGUACAUACCGUCCCGACUCAGGCGAUAACAACAAGGUCGAUAUCCCGGCGCUGGAGAUCGCGGAGACACAAGUCAUCAGCGAAAUGGUUGCUCUCGCGGAUGUGAAAAAGGUCCUCGUCGAGGCAGAGUUGCGAAAACUGCACAAAAGCAUUCAGGCUGCAUGUGAUGUAAUUCGACUUCGCGCAGACACUAUCAGGUCCUCAGUUGCUGCGUCUCAAUUUCUGCAGUGCUCCUUCAUCGCUCGCGAGGGCACCGACAGUGAGAGCGGGUCUGACCCCAACGAUGCUCUUAUUUGGCAAUGGCAACGAAUCAGUACCCGCGUGUUCCCCGUCCUCUCGAAAUCCAUCACAGACGGCAGUUGUGCUCUUGACGAUGCCAUCAGAAGCUCCUGGUCUGGACACAGCGCACAGGAGAACUGGGCACCUGCGUCGAGCCAAUAUACAGAGUGGCUCGUGGGCAGCACUGCGUGCGAGGUAGACUCUUCCGUCGUGCGCUUCAAUCUGCUUACGGGAGAACUUCUUGUCAACGGUCUACCACUGAACCGACUCCCGUCAGAAUAUGAGAAUCACGCGACUUACAAGAUCUUGUUUGGCAGGUCAAUCGUCGAGGUCAUGCCAAAGGGCUCGCACGGUUUCCCAUUGUCCACAAAUGUUCCAUUUGCUGGAUACAAUGUGCAAUUCGCUCUCCACUCGGGUGAGUUAUACGUUCGGGCGACAAAGAACGGCCACACACUCUACUAUGUACCCAGUCGGCUCCUGUCUGGUUCGUAUCCAGAGGCCUUCAUUAGUGACUACGUCCACUUCUACGACGAAACAACCCAAGUUCUGAGCUUGCGGCCGCUGAACAAGCCAUGGGCUGUCCCGCAGCAGCCAUGGACCCUCUCGCGUGAAGCUGCUGUUGGUCAAUGGCAGCUAUGCAAGGACAGUACGACCGUCAUUGGCCUCCACACGCCGACCUCAAAGACUCUUGCCAAGAUCCUGAGCACUCUUGAGGAGGAGGCACGCAUCCACUGCUUCUUGUCGGCCGACCACGAGGGGCUCGAUAUUGAGCUGCCCGGUCUUCGUUCUCGGUUCUAUCUCGAAGCAGGAGACACUGCUGUAUCGUGCAGGGACUUUCGCGGCAUGAUUGUUGAUGAGGAUCAGCAAAUUGGCACCCUAGUCGGCCUGUCCAACAAGGUCGUGCUGAAGAGCACAUCUUUGUCGCCCGAUAGGAUCGUCUUAGUACCAAACGGCAGCCCACAAGCCAAACGAACGCGAGCCCAUGUGUCCCUGCACAUAUCCGAAGGCCCAAGCAAGUGCCUCUACCCUUACCGAGUCGACACACCUCUUGGCCGUCUCGUGGACGGCGGGGAUCUGCAGGGCAAGCGCUUUCUAUAUCUUCUUCAUGCCUUGACGUCUUUCUGCAUGCCUGACCAGCUCACCUCGCGGACAGGCACGGAAGAGGCGCUGCGCAUUCUGCAAUCCGCUGCUGUUCGGUCCGCCGAUGGACUAACACAGAUUUCCAUCUCAACACUCAAAAUGAUUGCCGGCUUGACUCCAAAGAGGGAGUUUUACCCCAGGCACCUGCGGGUGAUGCAGACGAUGCACUUUGACAACAAGGUUGGAGUCCUGGCACAGCACGAUGGCUUUGUCGACAAGGUCCAGGUAAUGCUCGACCAGGCGACCGACAAGAAGUUUCUCCACGAAAGUCAUCCGGAAACCGAGUCUGUAGGUCUGUACUCUGGUAUCAAAAGAAGCCUCCUGGUCCGCCACAAGAUCCGCGUGGCUCAGUUCCGGGUCUCGACUUUCGGCGCUGAAGACCACGACACCACACACGAUGUCGUCUACAAGGCUCGGGACGUAGCUCAUGAUUCUGCCACCGCAACAGCGACAUACGUCGUGGCCGCCACGCUCCACAACAACAGGUCCGAUCCGCACGUCACUGUGGCCCACGACCUGCCAAGGCACAUCUGGAACUUCCUUGAGAAGUACUCAGUCGCCAAUGGCUCCGCAGGCCUCGAGAUCGACGAGCUCUCUUAUGAAGCAAAGUGGAACUCGGCAGUUCACCGUGAAGAACUGGCUGAGACUGCACCGCCUCCUUAG
Molecule: messenger RNA, 2325 nt
Organism: Microdochium trichocladiopsis
Lineage: Eukaryota; Fungi; Ascomycota; Sordariomycetes; Xylariales; Microdochiaceae
Exons: 3
Coding region: 1-2325 (774 amino acids)
Source: RefSeq, a predicted model, not a curated record